Molecule: messenger RNA, 638 nt
Organism: Vigna radiata var. radiata (mung bean)
Lineage: Eukaryota; Viridiplantae; Streptophyta; Magnoliopsida; Fabales; Fabaceae
Product: auxin efflux carrier component 2-like
Exons: 5
Biological process (GO): auxin polar transport; auxin export across the plasma membrane
Cellular component (GO): plasma membrane; endoplasmic reticulum
Molecular function (GO): auxin efflux transmembrane transporter activity
Source: RefSeq, a predicted model, not a curated record
UUGUGCCUGCAGAUGUUGAAAAUGAAGGUGUCGAAGAUCCUGUAUUGAAGAAUCAGAUGAACAGCAACAGUGAAGGAGAUUCAAACAGAAGGAAAGAAAUGCCUCGUGCCAGUGUCAUGAUAAAGCUUAUUCUCACCAUGGUUUGGAGGAAUCUCAUAAGAAACCCUAAUACCUAUGCAAGUGUUUUGGGUCUUGUUUGGUCUCUCAUAUUUUUUAGGUGGAACAUGAAGAUGCCAUCUAUAAUAAAAGGUUCCAUAGACAUAAUAUCUAAUGCUGGGUUGGGAAUGGCCAUGUUCAGUUUAGGUCUGUUCAUGGGAUUACAACCGAAAAUCAUUACUUGUGGGAAAACCCGAGCUAUGAUUUCAAUGUUAGUUAAGUUCUUGGUUGGUCCAAUGGUGAUUCUUGCAACCUCCAAAGCCAUGGAUAUCAAUGGAGUUCUUCUAAGAGUUGCAGUGAUCCAGGCUUCUCUUCCAGAGGGUAUUGUUCCCUUUAUAUUUGCCAAAGAAUAUAAUCUUCAUGCAGACAUACUCAGCACAGCGGUUAUCUUUGGAAUGGUGGUUGCUUUCCCAGUAACAAUAGUAUACUACGUGAUUCUUGGACUCUAAAACUUUUCUUAGAAAAAUAACUAUGCUUUGAAG